Messenger RNA from Macrosteles quadrilineatus (aster leafhopper), 2019 nucleotides. RefSeq names its product isocitrate dehydrogenase [NAD] subunit beta, mitochondrial (gene Idh3b). Bases 148 to 1287 code for a protein of 379 amino acids. Gene Ontology annotation, molecular function: magnesium ion binding; NAD binding; oxidoreductase activity, acting on the CH-OH group of donors, NAD or NADP as acceptor. Gene Ontology annotation, cellular component: mitochondrion. Gene Ontology annotation, biological process: tricarboxylic acid cycle; isocitrate metabolic process. The record is from RefSeq and is a predicted model, not a curated record. The transcript is spliced from 9 exons. NCBI's taxonomy places the organism in Eukaryota, Metazoa, Arthropoda, Insecta, Hemiptera, Cicadellidae.
UUUUUCCCAUUGCCCUAUUCUUUCUUUUCUUAAUUUUCUGACCACCUUUCGAAACGCUUUGCUUGCCACAAUUUGUGGCCUUAAUUAACCAAUUUAUUUUUAAGAAUAGUUUUACUUUAGCGAAUCAAAUAUUACUUUAGAUUAGUUAUGGCCCUAAGUAGACAAGUUUCUUCUUUACUAUCAAAAUGCACCCAAAACGGAAUUCUUUCCUUGUCCUUCAGAGGAAUUCAUUCGUCUUCUACUGAAUUUUCAAGUCUUGCCACAUCUCGCACUGAAGGACGGACAAAGUGUACACUAGUACCCGGAGAUGGUGUGGGCCCAGAACUUGUAUAUUCUGUACAAGAAGUGUUCAAGGCGGCUGGAGUGCCCGUGGACUGGGACAUGUUCUUCUUGUCCGAGGUCAACCGAGCCCUGAGUGCUCCACUGGAGGAUGUCGCAAACUCCAUUCAACGUAACGGCAUCUGCCUGAAGGGUAUCUUGGCCACCCCAGACUACAGUCACACUGGUGAGCUGGAGACUUUGAACAUGAAGCUGCGCAAAGCUCUGGACCUGUACGCCAACGUGGUCCAUGUCAAGUCUCUUCCUGGCAUCACGAUGAGACACAAAAACAUUGACUGUGUUGUCAUCAGAGAACAAACUGAGGGGGAGUACUCAGCUUUGGAACAUGAAAGUGUCAAGGGAGUUGUGGAGUGUCUGAAGAUUGUAACAGCAACUAAAUCUUCAAGAAUCGCUAAGUUUGCAUUUGAUUAUGCCACCAAAAACAACCGUAAGAAGGUCACCGCAGUCCACAAAGCCAACAUCAUGAAGUUGGGAGAUGGGUUGUUCUUGAGAAGUUGCACAGAGAUGGCAAAGCUGUAUCCGAAGAUAAAGUUUGAGACAAUGAUUGUAGACAACUGUACGAUGCAGAUGGUGAGCAACCCGCACCAGUUUGAUGUGAUGGUGAUGCCCAAUCUGUAUGGCAACAUCAUAGACAACCUGGCUUCUGGGCUGGUGGGAGGAGCUGGUGUUGUGGCUGGGGCCUCCUACAGUCCUGAGUGCUCAGUGUUUGAGCCGGGUGCACGACACACCUACUCUGAGGCAGUAGGCAAGAACGUAGCCAACCCCACGGCAAUGAUGCUGUGUGCCGCCAAGAUGCUUGCCCAUGUCAACCUUCACCACUACGCUGACAUGAUCAGAGGUGCCAUCGCCAAAGUACUCAUAGAUGGGAAGGUCAGAACUAAAGAUCUAGGAGGACAGAACACUACUAAUGAAUACACGUAUGCCGUCAUUGCCAACUUAGGAAAAUAGAAGAGGAUAAAAAAUUGUACAUAGGGCCUUUUUGUACAUUUAAUAAAUCUGAAAAAUGUGUAAAGAUAAGAAUGUAGAUUCUUAAACUGUUAAUUUGCAGGGAAACCUUGAAUAUUCAUUGAAAAUGUAGUAAACCAAUUGCAGCAUUUUUCAACAUUUUGAAAGCAACUUUUUAUUCAAAAAAAUGUAGGUUUAUUAACUGUAGGCUAUAAAAAUGUAGAUUAUUUGGAGAUAACCGUGUUGAUUUUUUAUAUAAAUACAUUUUAUUGAUGCCAGUUGGCUGCAUCAUGAUUAGUAGUAAUAUUGUGCAAACUUUUAAAAAGAAGUAAUUAAUUCAUCUUCUAAAGUAGUAGGCCUAAUGUAAUGGCUAUCAGUAUUGAACGAUGACGUGAUGUGUUUUUAAAUUUACUGUUCAUUUUGACAUUUUUACUUGAAACUACUUCUAAAUCAACUCCAGAUUGUAUUCUAUUAAAUUUUCCAAAACUGUACUCCAUACAGGACUACAUACAAUUAUACAAUUUUAUUUAAAGUAUAAUAGUUUUAGUUUUAUUAACUUGUUCUAGUCAUAGCUACACUCAGUAUUUAUUGAUUACAAUAUUGUUUUUAUUCUACAUACUGUGGAGUAUGUAAACUACUUUUAGGCUACUAUUUUUUUUAAUUCUAAAUUGUAUAAAUAUUGUUACUGUUCUGUAAUAUUAAAAAUUGUAAUGUAAUAAAAUUUGGUUUAUGAAG